AUGAAAGCUACUAAGAUGAUUUGGUUGGUGUAAAAACUACUUAAUAGCAAUUACUAUCUUCCAUAGAUAGAUAAAAAUUACAGGACAAACACAAAGAUCGUAGUGGAGACCAAAAUGAACCAACUAAUGGCAUUGUCAGCUACAUAAGUAAGAAAUGGUUUUAACAAAAAUCUUCCCAGAAAUGCAUAAAAGAUUUAAAGUUUAUUGGCAACUUCCACUGAUAGUAAAUAAGAUUCUAACAUUAAAUUGAGACGUAAAGCUGAUGCUUCUCAAAGAUAAUCACAACUACUAAUUUAAGAGAGCAAAUUUCCAGCUUAGACUAAUAAUUCAUAAUAUUACUUAUAAAGUCACAGAGUCUUUUAAUCACCUGAAAAAAAUGAUGUGCAGUCCUCCUUUCAAAUUACAUUUUGCAAUGACUAAAGUCAAUCCAAACUGCAAAAAGAAAGAGUUGGCAACUAUUUCAAAACUGAUACUCUAAACACACCUAAAAAGAGCACUAGCAAUAAUACCUUACUAAACACAAGAAACAUAAAAAUAGAUCAGCCCUACAAAGAUUAAAAUAAAACAACUACAGUUACCUAGCAAUAAUCCCCAACUAUUAAAAAUCAAAACUCAGCUACUCUAAAUAUAAAGAAUUCAAGCUUUAAAGUCUAGAUAAGUCUGAGUUAGGUCUAUGAGAAAUUGAAUGUUAGAAAGGAUGAGAAUUUAAACUUGUACCCGUGCAUUAAAGUGAUGCCCUUGCCCAGUUUAAAUCAUGAUAUAUUAGAACCAUCUAAGUAUGGCAUCAAGUCUUUUAUGAAUGCUUUUGACAUUAAGGGAGUAGUCUCCUAAGAUAUCAACACUAUUAGUUUAGAAUUUUUUAAUUUCAAUCAGUGA
This is a messenger RNA of Stylonychia lemnae, 876 nucleotides long. The record is from the annotation of a GenBank genome assembly. Lineage: Eukaryota; Ciliophora; Spirotrichea; Sporadotrichida; Oxytrichidae.